CCGCGAGUAAGACUCUCCAGUCGCUAAGCCUCAAACCAACUCUCUCUACUGUAUCGAUGAAGUUGUUUCAAAGAUGGCGGAUUUCCUGCCGUCCCGGUCCGUUUUAUCUGUAUGUUUUCCCAACUGUAUCCUCACGAGUAACGAGGCAGAACAAUUAAGGAAAUCUAAAGAAAUAGACAAACGUAUUUCGCGGGAUAAACCGUACGUGAAACGGUUGGUGAAGAUUCUCCUACUCGGAGCGGGUGAAAGCGGCAAGUCCACUUUCCUGAAGCAGAUGCGCAUCAUCCACGGUCAGGACUUCGAUCAAAAGGCCAAAGAAGAGUUCAAGGCCACGAUUUUUAGUAAUGUAAUUAAAGGGGUGCGUGUGUUGGUGGAUGCCAGAGGAAAGCUCCACAUCCCGUGGGGAGAGGCAUCCAACCAGAGGCACGGAGAGACCAUGAUGGCGUUUGACACGAGGUCGGCCAGGAUGGCCCACGGCAUGGUGGAGACCAAGGUCUUCCUGCAGUACCUGCCCUCCAUCCGGGCCCUGUGGGCCGACACGGGCAUCCAGGACGCCUACGACAGACGCAGGGAGUUCCAACUGGGGGAGUCUGUGAAGUAUUUCCUGGAUCAUCUGGAAAAGCUGGGACAGCCGGACUACCUACCGACUCAGCAGGAUAUUCUCCUGGCCCGUAAGCCCACUAAAGGUAUCCACGAGUACGACUUUGAGAUCAAGAACGUUCCAUUUAAGAUGGUGGACGUUGGGGGUCAAAGGUCAGAGAGAAAGAGAUGGUUUGAGUGUUUUGACUCUGUCACCUCCAUCCUCUUCCUCGUCUCCUCUUCAGAGUAUGACCAGGUCUUGAUGGAGGACCGUCAAACCAACCGUCUCAGCGAAUCCCUCAACAUCUUCGAGACGAUCGUCAACAAUCGUGUUUUCUCCAACGUCUCCAUCAUCCUGUUCCUCAACAAGACAGACCUUCUGGAGGACAAGGUGCGCUCCGUCCCCAUCAAGGACUAUUUCCCAGAGUACCCCGGGGAGCCACACAGCCUGGUGGACGUACAGAGGUUCCUAGUGGACUGCUUCCGGGGGAAGAGGAGGGACGUGACGCAGAAGCCCCUGUACCACCACUUCACCACAGCCAUCAACACGGAGAACAUUCGCCUGGUGUUCCGAGACGUCAAGGACACCAUCCUCCACGACAACCUAAAGCAGCUGAUGCUGCAGUGAUCGCAGGGGGGUUAUGACCUUUUUCAAGUCACCUUUUGGCCUUUAACCCCCCCCCCCCUGUGACUCCUCACCGUGACCCACUGACUUGCCGUGAUUGCAGGGUGAUGAACAGAGAGCAGAAGAGUUGUUGUGUUACACUGUGUCACUGCCUUUUAAGUCACCUUUUGGCCCUUGACCUUUAACCCCUGCGAGCCCUCACCUUGACCCCUGAUCUCCAGUCACCUCUGGUGCAGGCUGUCACCUAUGACCCUUGACCACUGAACCCUGUUACCACUUCUAAUGGCCUUGUACCUGGCAGUUCUACCCCCCCCUUCUAAACCACUGUAAAUGAGCUCUCCCUAUCCCUCCCCUCACACACCCCUCUCCUUUCUGUAAUGGACUAUUCCAGAGUCUGUAGAUAUGUUGAUGUGUUCUGUAGGAUGAAGUUGCCCUCGGACUCUGAUCCUGGGUCAGUUUUUAAUUUCCCCCACUAAUGGUUAAUGACAGGAUAUGGGGAGGGGAAGCUGGUCCUAAAUCUGUUGUUCUAUAUUACUAUAUUCACUCUGUUGGUUCACUCUUAACUCUCCUGUCUCACUCUGUCACAUUGUAACCUGUCUGAGAAGCCCAGACCACUGCUGGAGGUUAGCGGUCAAUGGUGAGGGGGUCAACUGGCCUUUCUGUGUUGGAGGGAGGAGUCAAACGGCACCCACGGCAACCAGGGAAGAGGGGAUGGUAAACGCUGUAGAACAAAAUGAUGAUGAUGACGAUGACUGUUUUACUGGCGCCAGCCUGUCGCUAUGCACCUCCACUCACACCUGCCCUGAACUGGCUUGAUUCUACACUUCCUUUUCCCUCAGAGCCUGAUUAUGACAUCACCCCCCCCACCAUUCUGACAGCCAAUCAGUGUCACUAUCUGGAUGUGGAACCAACUGCAGCGGAGAGCUUGUUACUUGUUGUUGUUGCUGAGGGGGAAGUUAAAGAGUGGGGGGACUUUACAACACUGUACUAAAACUAAUCCUUAAUGAUUCCACAAAUAAGCCUUUUACCACUGUCUGAUGAUGACCUAUCAAACAGAGCCACACACACACACACACACACACACACACACACACACACACACACACACACACACACACACACACACACACACACACACACACACACACACACACACACACACACACACACACACACACACACACACACACACACACACACACACACACACACAACCUACCCAUAGAGACUCUUCUGACCUGAUCCUGGUCUUACUGUUUGGAACUUUUAACUUUUUUUUUCUCUCACAGAUUUAUUAUGAAUAUAUGUACCUAAACAUUGUCUUAAGUUAUAUUUGAAAGGUUUUACACAAGUUUGAUUUACACCUGCUGAUGGGCAGUGUUAAAGGCUAUGGAAGAGGGUGUGUGAACACACACGCGCAGACAGACUGGCUCGGACAGACCAGUUGAUAAACUACUGAGCUAAUUCUCAGGAUACAUUGUGGACCACUUAUUUGUGUAUUUAGAGCAAUGAUGUUCAUUUGCCUAAGUCCUAAAACACACACACAGACAGACGGCUGUCCAUCAGAGGCUGGUCGUCUAAACAACUUGCCGGCCAGCUACAUCCCCUCUUCCAGUCCUUUUUAUCUCCCCUCUCUUUCUGUCCCUCUCUCUGUGUUAGUGUAAGCAAGUGAUCAGCCUUAUAAACCCUGUGGAGGCUCAUCCUAGAGGGAAGAAACUGUGAUCAGCCUUAUAAACCCUGCGGAGGCUCAUCCUAGAGGGAAGAAACUGUGAUCAGCCUUAUAAACCCUGUGGAGGCUCAUCCUAGAGGGAAGAGACAGUGAUCAGCCUUGUAAACUGUGGAGGCUCAUCCUAGAGGGAAGAGACAGUGAUCAGCCUUAUAAACCCUGUGGAGGCUCAUCCUAGAGGGAAGAGACUGUGAUCAGCCUUAUAAACCCUGUGGAGGCUCAUCCUAGAGGGAAGAAACUGUGAUCAGCCUUAUAAACCCUGUGGAGGCUCAUCCUAGAGGGAAGAGACUGUGAUCAGCCUUAUAAACCCUGUGGAGGCUCAUCCUAGAGGGAAGAGACGGUGAUCAGCCUUAUAAACCCUGUGGAGGCUCAUCCUAGACAUACUCCUAUGAUGGGGAAACUGUGUCAAAUGAUUUGAUUUAAUUAUGAAUCUUUCUCUCCUCCUUAACUCCUCACCAACCAAUGUGUCUUUAUCUCUAGCAAAUAAAUAGCCUUUUUAAAUGAGUUGGACGUUGGGUUUGUACCAACUGAAGGGAAACCAGGAGAAGGAUACCGUUCACAUUGUUGUACCCGUUAUGAAGGGGGUGUCUGAAGUCACACCCUACUACUCUCUAUCUAGUGCACUGCUUUCGGCCCUGUGUGUCUUUCAUAGGGCACUACUUAGUGCACUACUCUUUAACAGAGAACUAUGUUAUUAUUAAGGUAGUAAGGUGCGGUUUUGCACGUAGACUCCUAAAAUCUCUCUCGUUGUCUCCCAAGUGAGCGCUAUUCCCUAUAUAGUUUUGGAUGCAGUCUUGAGUCUCGUUGGCCAAACAUGCUGCAUGUGUAGCUCAAGUCUGUCUCACAAACACUGUCAGCCCUGUCAGGGCUUCUGACUGAUCGCUCCAGGCCACCCCUUCCAUAGCUCCGAGUCAUCCCCAGCACAGAGCUCUUUGUCUGGGCUGAGACUGUGUCAGGCCCCCUUGGCUGAAGGCCACCAUUCCAUCCUCUAUACCAGUCGGAUGGACUGGUGUGACUGGGACCAGUGUCUCCUCCUUCAGCGCCACACACACCAGUAAGUCAGACCAGACUAGGGUCUGUGAUUUGCCUUUGUCGAUGCUGAACAAACAGGUUUUUGAACAACACACCCUCCUACAGAGGCAGACCUAACAUGUCCCAAAGUGAUCAUUCUAGAAUAAUGUGCAUUCUAGAACUGUCCAUUCUAGAACUGUUUCUAGCCAUUCUAUUUCUAUGGGUGUAGUCAGUCGGUGCUUUUUGCCAAAUGGCCUCCAGAGUGACUCAAUACCCAGUAGACAGGCAGACGGACAGACCUAUGUCCCCUACUGGUCUUAUUUAGUGAGGGAGAGCUCAAAAAGUAGUCCCAAAUGGCACCCUCUUCCCUAUAUAGUGCACUAAUGUUGACCAGGUCCCAUAGGGUCUAAAGUAGUGCACUAUGUAGGGAAUAGACUGUCAUUUGGAACAAAGCCCAGACAGACGCAGGCCUUUUGUCUGCUCCGGUCAGAGAGAAGGGAAGACAGUCUGCCAGUAGUAACACCGUGGUCAGUAUUCAGUCAGUGUGUAUGUAUCUGCUCCUUCAGGCGAUCUCUCUCUCUCUCUCGCUCUCUGUGCUGCUGCUGUUGCUGUGGUUUUAAACGCGUGCCUACGACUCCGUUCCAAUAUCAACGCUAGCCUCACUCGUUCCAAUGCACUGCUUCCUUUAUGUUAGUGUGGAUGUUGGAAUGCAGCCCCAAGAGUCAGUCAGAACACAGUGUCAUUUCAAAAGCUCAGGCCCACUUUGACGAUGUCACAAAGCCAAACGCCUGUUUCAUUAGGAUUCUGCUACAGACAAAAACCUGCCUUCAGUGGCCUGGUCGGCCUCCACAACUGGUUUUAACCCAGUCUGAGUUGUAAUUCAUUGUGUCAAAAAGAGUUUUAGAGGUUUCAAGCUGUUAACUGUGAUGUCAGACCCUGCCCUGAGAACUGUCUGUUCCUCUACUACAACUCCUUCCUGCUCUCUGUCUCUCUCUCUCUCAUUAUGACAUCACUGAGGGUUCCGACACAUCUAGAAUGAAACGUCAUUCUAGUUCUAUUGAUUCUAUGGAAUGUGGAGGAAGGUUUGGGGCCAGGUCCAUUAUAUCAAGGUGAAGGUGCAAUCUGGCGUAUUGGACCUGGAGUUGGAAGGACCUGAGGUGUGUGUGUGUGUGUGAGGUGGUGUUUUAAAGCUAUGCAACUGCACUGUGCUCCAGUCCACACAGCAAAAAAAUACAGCAAAACACAGCAAGAAUACUUAAAUGAACCACUUCUGUAUGUUAUGAGAAUAAUCAUGUUGAUGUGUUCUUUAUUAGUGAAGAGUCAAAUAUGCAAAUGAUCUGCCCAAAUAUGACUGAUAUUGUUGUGCCUCCUGUUACCCGACUUCGCCUUUUUCCUCUGAUCAAGGUUUUAUACUUGCAUUGUUUGCCUUAGCGGUGUUUUAAUGUCCUCAUUUCAAGAUGAAGGCUGCAUUUCAAAUGGCACCCUAUUCCCUACAGGACGACCUAUUGACUCUGGUCUAAAGUAGUAGAAGUACAUAGGGACACGGGGGGUCAUUUGGGACAGUAUCCAAGAAGAUAAUUCACAUACGAGUCCCACCAACGGUUACAAAACGUUUCUCUGGCUUAUUGGAGUUCAGAUGUUUUUUAUUGUUUAUGACGAAAUGCUUUCAUUGUACAGUCUCUAACUUAUACGGUCUUCUUCCUGUUCUCCCAAUAAAACCACAAACCAUUUUACAAACUGUGUUUCUCUGGCUUAUUGUAGAUGACGAAAUGCUUUCAUUGUACAGUCUCUAACUUAUACUGUCUUCUUCCUGUUCUCCCAAUAAAACCACAAACCAUUUUA
Messenger RNA from Oncorhynchus gorbuscha (pink salmon), 5783 nucleotides. RefSeq names its product guanine nucleotide-binding protein subunit alpha-13. Gene Ontology annotation, molecular function: D5 dopamine receptor binding; G-protein beta/gamma-subunit complex binding; GTPase activity. The coding region runs from base 74 to 1207 and encodes 377 amino acids. Lineage: Eukaryota; Metazoa; Chordata; Actinopteri; Salmoniformes; Salmonidae. The record is from RefSeq and is a predicted model, not a curated record. Gene Ontology annotation, cellular component: heterotrimeric G-protein complex; brush border membrane. Gene Ontology annotation, biological process: Rho protein signal transduction; adenylate cyclase-activating G protein-coupled receptor signaling pathway. The transcript is spliced from 5 exons.